ACCACUCACAGCAGCGCUAGCACUUUUGUAGGCAUGACUCGGGAUGAUGACUAUGACAGAGAGAUGGAUUCUAAAGGAGGAAGGCGAAGAGGUUCUUCAGCUUCCUCCGGUCAAUCUACUCUCAAUCAUUUGCACACUAUGAGUUAUAACAACAACAAUAGCAGCAAUAACAGCAAUAGUCAUUAUCAUGCUGGCUAUGAUGCUAGCUUUUCUAAUGCACGCUACAACAACAACCAGAAUAAUAUUAACAAUAACACUAACACUAACAAUAACAAUAACAAUAACAAUAACAAUAACAAUAACAAUCAUCAUGACCGAAUUCAGUACCAUAGCAAUAAUGGCUAUAAUAAUAAUAGCAACUACAUGUUCAAUAAUAAUAAUAUCAACAACAACAGCGGCGGCAGCGGCAACAACAUCAGCAACACUAAUGACAAUAGCGACAACAACAAUUAUAGACAACAUGAGAAUCCAUUUCGGGACACUCAUCCUUCUUACACGAAACAUUCAGCCUACGACGACCAGAAUAACAAUAGUAAUAAGCGAUUACGAACUGCACUCCCACCGCAAGAUGAGGUGCUUCGUGGAAAUGGAAACGGAGCCUUCUCAAGGAAAGGAUUUCAACACAGCCGACAACCGCACAGUCAACACCAUAACCAGCAACAUCACCAGCAUCAAAAUCAUUCAAAGCAUCAAAUUGGAUAUGGAACCAAUAAUAGCAACUCUGGUGGUGGCAAAAAAUUUCGAAACAACUUUAAUAAUGCCAAUAACAACCAACAUAGUCGCAAUUUCAUAACCAAAGUAGAGCGGGCUUCAGCUGGAUAUAGUCAGACUAAUAAUAACAGCCAAGAUGCCAACCGUAAUCGCAAUGCCAAUAACAUUAACAAUAACAAAAAUAGAAAUAAUAGUGGCAACAACGACAACAAUUACCGCCAUGACCGUCAUCACCCCUCGCGUCAGAAUCGAGGAAACAGCGUAGGACAAUUUUCUCCCGGCCCUUCCCAUCGUGAGCGUGGCCAUGAACACGGGCGUGAUCGUUCGAGGAGUUUCAAGUCUCCAACGCCUGAUAUCCAGUCACGAUCAUCUAGAGAGCGCUCUUCCACUCCACAGUUUUCACCUGGCCGCCGUGAUAGUUCGAGUCAUAACCAGAGCCAUGCCCAGAACCAGAAUCACCUUGUUUAUGCUCCUGGCUUUGGCUACGGUUUUGAUGAGGAUUAUGGAUAUGAUCAAGAUUCGUCCAGUAGCGGUAAUAUCCACAAUCAAGGUACAACAUUGUUUGACGAGGAUCGAAAGCGGAGGAGGAGUUCAGGCUCAAGGAGUGCUUCGCCAGGGUCAUCUGCUCUACUUCGCUCUUCUACAAUAUCAGUAGAUAUGGACGAUACAAAGGCUCAAGCGCUACAACAGAAUAAGUCUUCCGAUGCUAUGCAAAUGUCUAUAAGCUCGUAUCCAACAGUGGCACCGACGACAGCGACAGCGACAACAUUAGCAACUUCUUUACCAGGAAACAUUGAUUUGACACCAGGAUCAGCAUUAUCAACACUAUUGAGUUCGCCGACAUGGGCAUCUACAAUACCAACGCUCCUGCAGCAACUCCAGCAAUUACACAAUCAACAGCAACAAAAACAAGUAGCGCAACCGAUGUCUAUCACAGCACAGCAAACUACUUCUACAUUACUCGCAACGCAAGGCCAAGGCCUUACUUCAACUCACUCGUCUUUCGCUGAAGGAGCCCCCAGAACCGGGUCAGAAGCAGCAUCUGAGUCUACUCAGACAUUAUCUUCUUCAUCACAAUUGUUGUCACCAUCAAUAUCAACAACACCACAGCAGUCUCCGCCACCUGAUAAAUAUCAGUAUACAAUAGCAUCUGCGUUGAUUCCUUUAGCUACCAACACUACUACGGCCACGGUUGUGCUUGAAGAUCAGUCUACGGCUAGUCAGCCUGGGACAAUAGAGGAGGGAAGCCAAGGCGAACAACUCGGUGAAAGCAAAGCAGUCCCGAUGCUGGUAUUGGCAGCAAGCAGCAAUAGAGUGGAAGCAAUACACAAUGCCUGCUUGACGGAACGUUCGUCCUCAGGCCCAUCAUCGGAUUUCGCUGGGGAUACGGUGAUAAUCAAGACAGAGGAAGGCAGCAGUCAUAACCAAAAACUUGAGCGUUUAGAGCAUCAAGUGAGCUCAAGUAGUGAGUUUCAUGAAAAAAGUGCUAAUAUUAAUACGGCCACGCUAUUGAAGAGGAUCGAGGGUCUGAACAAACAUCUAGAUGGGAAUGCAGACGCAAAUCUGGCUGUGAGCAUGCCUGUCAAAAUGGAGUCAAUUAUGAAGCCUUCUGAGACUAUUGUGUAUGCUGUUCCUUCCAUCUCAUCUUCAAGCCAUCCCUAUAAGCUGGACCAGGAGCAUUUAGCGCCAUCAACAUCGACGGCAGCGGUGGCAAAUACAGCGCCAAGUUCCUUAUCAUCAUCAUCUUUGUUGCCACCUGUGUGUACAACUGUAUCCACAUCUGAGCUCACCAGUUCAACUUUAUCAGAUCCGGCGACUACCAUGCUUUUGGACACUAUCCAACCAAUUAUAUCACAGCCAGCAACCACUGAUGUCCUAGAAGCGCAGCAAUCACUGGAAUCAAGAAGCAAUACUGCAUUAAGCGAUAACACUAUAAUCAAACCUAUCAAACCUAAUAAUAUCGAGCUAUCCCGAGAGUCUGUGGAGGGAUCUUUAAACGAUGCAGUGUCCGGAGCUGUAACAGGAUCUACAAGUAGACUUACACUUAAUCAGGAUGUAUUAGUAGGCGACAUGGAUGCAAAUGUCAUUGUUUCUAGGGAUGUCUCUGCUGAAACCAAGUUUGGAACGAACAACACCCACGUGUCUGUGGACGCUUCGGAUACGGAAUUUCCCUCUGACGUCCCCUCCAAGGAUCUGGCCGUAGGUCAGGUUGAACUGAACAAUGUUGCGAGCCAACGAACGAUUGGAAUCCCAUCAGAAUCAACGAAAGGUCAUACGGUGGAAGAUUCAGGAGGUCCUAAUAAUGCAUUAGCAAUAACCCCUAAAACAAGGGAUGGUUUGGAAUGGGGCUUAACCAUGAACGAACAGCAAUCCCAGCAGACUGUUGGUGAUCUCACUGAGGGGCCAUUGGAACAUAGUUUAUCUGAUACAGAUCCAUCAGAGGCAAACGGAAUGUUGUCGCUAGAUUCUUCUCAAACAAUUGUUGAGGAGCAAUCAAUGUUAGAACAAGGUGUGGAAAUGAGCAUGAACAAACCUAUUAGAUCUAGCGUCACCAGCGCCACCUCUCCUCAGGAGACAGAUACAGCAAUCAUAACUUUCAAGAAACAUCAGUCAAUUUCACCAGGGGCUGGUGUUGUAACAAGAACUGUCACUGACAUCAUCACUGAUGCCGCAGAUGAAAAUGUCAUGGAGGAUUUGAUCACUGUAACGGAACCUAAAUUUGAUACAUUUGACUCGCUGCAAGGCUCUGAAACUGAGCAGUCAGUCUCAGCGAGCAAAAAUGGCAUCCACCUAGUAGAUAAAAGAGAGGGUGCAGAAAAGACAGUCGUAUCGGAGCCUGAAAUGCGGUCUAAUGACUGUGUUCGAUCAUAUAUCCAUGACAUUACAGAAAGCUUGAGUGACAUGGAUGUAGAUGGUCCACAAACAGUUCCGAAUGUCAGAUCAUCAUCUUCUCCCGCUCCGGCCGGGACAAUUGCCAAAAACGAUGGCUGGGAAACUCAUAGUCAGAGUAAUGCUAUUGACAAGAUGAAGCAAAGGCGACGUUCUUCGACCUCUCCAUGGUCUCAGAUAGAUAUUACAGACCAUGAUAAUGAACAGCGGCAGCAAAGAUGUCCUCUCAUGAGCUGGCACUACGUUCCCGGAUCAGAUAUGGCUUUUUUGUCGGCCAUGGCCGCAACGGAUGCAGAUCUGGAGCGCUUCAGACGCGAAUCUAGAUGGCUAGAAGAGCGCAUCCGCCGGCCGAGGUGGGAUAAGGACUCGGAACGUGUGUUGGACAAGUCGUUAGGGCUGACUAGGGAUGUUCCACACCCAUACUCACAUCCACUCAAGGAACACCAAGAACAAGGUAGCGACCAUCAAGACAGCAGCUACAAUAAUAUUAAUAGAGCCGGCACAGAUGAUGCCUCAGCAGCAAAAAUGGCAGUAACUUCAGGGACCACAUCUGCAGUUCGAUUGAGCUCCAAUUCACGGGUUGCGUUCUCUAUGCUCAAGACCAAUCUAUUGUCAGAUCUGGAAGAGCAAUCGCGUCUGGAGGCGGAUCAGCAGACGCUCCUCAAGGUACUAGACCGUGCUCGGGCUCAAAUGGAGGAUAAGAAGAAGCAGGCACAACAAAUCGAGGAAAAGCUUCGGGGAUUGUUGAUGCGGCAAGCAGGUUUAGAUCAAGAGUUGUUACGAGUUCGUAAGAUGGAGAAGGAUUGCUAUGAAAUUAGAGAUCAACAGCGUAUUCAGGCUGAGAAAGAGAUUCAACAGCUUGAGGAGACAUUGAGUUCUCUGCAGCAGCAACAACAACAGUCACAACAAUAGAAACAACAGAUGAAGGAAAGUAAGGAAAGUAAGGAAAGCGGUAGUAGUAGCUACCCGAGAACCAAGGUUCUAUGUAUUUGAAUGGCAUAGAAAUGCCUGUUGUAAAGUAGAAAUGAUCCAGAUAAACUUUUAAAAGAAAACACAGUACUUUUUUAUUAAC
This is a messenger RNA of Lobosporangium transversale, 4672 nucleotides long. RefSeq lists its product as hypothetical. NCBI's taxonomy places the organism in Eukaryota, Fungi, Mortierellomycota, Mortierellomycetes, Mortierellales, Mortierellaceae. The record is from RefSeq and is a predicted model, not a curated record. The transcript has 3 exons. The coding region runs from base 34 to 4512 and encodes 1492 amino acids.